GAAAAACACUUGACAGUGUUUCGCACAUAAAAUCUUUCCCUCUUUGCCUCUUUCGAGUCUCUCUCUCUCUAUCUAUUCUCUUUCUGAAUUCCCAAAAUCAGAUCAAACCCUAAUUCCCCAAAUUCUCACCGUUUUCAAUCCAAAUCGGAUCUCUCUUUGGAGUUCUUUCAUAUGAAUUCGCAUAUGAGCUGAAAAUUGUCAUUGAUCUUUGUUUGCUUUUGACACUGUAUCGAUAGGUAAGUUGAUAGGCAUUUUGGAGGAUUAGGAACGGUAAAUUUUGCGAAUAAUCAAAUGGCGUGUAUAAAGGGGGUGAAUAGAUCGGCGUCAGUGGCGCUGGCACCUGACGCGCCGUACAUGGCUGCGGGGACGAUGGCUGGGGCGGUGGAUCUAUCCUUCAGCUCAUCGGCGAAUCUCGAGAUCUUCAAGUUUGAUUUCCAGAAUGACGAUCGCGAGCUUCCCGUGGUAGGCGAGUGCCCAAGCUCAGAGCGAUUUAACCGCCUCGCUUGGGGUAAGAACGGAUCCGGUUUUGAUGAGUUCUCACUCGGGCUCAUUGCUGGUGGCCUCGUUGAUGGAAACAUUGAUCUUUGGAAUCCCUUAUCCCUGAUCCGUUCUGAGGCAAGUGAACAAGCUCUUGUUGGACAUCUUUCAAGGCAUAAAGGGCCUGUUCGUGGUCUUGAGUUCAAUGCCAUUGCUCCAAACCUACUAGCAUCUGGGGCUGAUGAUGGUGAAAUCUGCAUUUGGGAUUUGGGAGCACCGGCACAACCCUCUCAUUUUCCGCCUCUUAGGGGUAGUGGUUCUGCUUCUCAAGGUGAAAUCUCAUUUCUUUCUUGGAAUAGCAAGGUUCAACAUAUAUUGGCAUCAACUUCCUAUAAUGGAACAACUGUUGUUUGGGACCUGAAGAAGCAAAAACCCGUGAUAAGCUUUGCAGAUUCAGUUAGAAGACGGUGCUCUGUUUUGCAGUGGCAUCCUGAUGUUGCCACUCAACUUGUUGUUGCAUCAGAUGAAGAUGGUUCACCCGCUCUAAGGCUUUGGGAUAUGCGGAAUAUAAUGUCACCAGUGAAGGAGUUUGUUGGGCACACAAAAGGUGUAAUUGCAAUGGCAUGGUGUCCCUCUGACAGCUCUUAUUUGCUCACAUGUGCAAAAGAUAAUCGGACUAUUUGUUGGGAUACGAUUACUGGAGAGAUUGUCUGUGAAUUGCCUGCUGGUAGCAACUGGAAUUUUGAUGUGCACUGGUAUCCGAAGAUACCUGGAGUAAUAUCAGCAUCUUCCUUUGAUGGCAAAAUUGGCAUUUACAAUAUUGAGGGUUGCAGCCGAUAUGGUGUUGGGGAGGGUGAUAUUGGUGCAGUGCCUUUGAGAGCUCCAAAAUGGUAUAAACGUCCUGUUGGGGCAUCUUUUGGCUUUGGAGGAAAAAUUGUCUCGUUUCACCCCCGGACAUCUUCUUUAGGUACAUCUGCACCAUCGGAGGUUUUCUUGCAUAACUUAGUUACUGAAGAUAGUUUGGUCAGCCGGUCAUCUGAAUUUGAAUCUGCGAUACAAAAUGGGGAGAGGUCUUCGUUAAGGGCAUUAUGUGAAAAGAAAUCCCAAGAGUCUGAAUCUCAGGAUGAUCAAGAAACGUGGGGCUUCUUAAAGGUGAUGUUUGAAGAUGAUGGGACAGCUAGGACAAAGUUGCUCAUGCAUCUUGGUUUUAGCCUACCUGCUGAAGAAAAAGAUACAGUACAAGAUGACCUCUCUCAGAGUGUGAAUGAUAUUACACUUGAGGAUAAAGUGACAGAAAAAGUGGCCCAUGAGAGUGAGAAAGAAGCUACCCUCUUUGGUGCUGAUAAUGGGGAGGAUUUCUUCAACAAUCUUCCAAGUCCCAAAGCUGAUACACCUGUUUCAACUUCUGAAAAUAAUUUUGCUGUUGAGAACGUAGUUCCUAGUGCAGAUCUAAUACCUCAAGAAUCAGAUGGUCUGGAGGAAAGUGAAGAUCCAUCAUUUGAUGAUGCUGUUCAACGUGCUUUGGUGGUGGGUGACUAUAAGGGAGCAGUUGCUCAGUGCAUUGCAGCAAAUAAGAUGGCUGAUGCUUUAGUUAUUGCCCAUGUUGGUGGUGCUUCCUUAUGGGAGAGCACACGUGAUCAGUAUCUCAAGAUGAGCCGUUCACCAUACCUGAAGGUUGUCUCUGCAAUGGUGAACAAUGAUCUUAUGAGCCUUGUGAACACCAGGCCUUUGAAAUUCUGGAAAGAAACACUUGCACUCCUCUGUACCUUUGCCCAGAGAGAGGAAUGGACAGUACUCUGCGAUACACUUGCUUCAAAACUAAUGGCUGCUGGUAAUACUCUGGCAGCAACUCUCUGUUACAUAUGUGCGGGAAAUAUUGAUAAAACAGUAGAGAUUUGGUCAAGGUGCCUGACAACUGAACAUGAUGGAAAAUGUUAUGUUGAUCUUCUCCAGGAUUUGAUGGAAAAGACCAUUGUCCUUGCUUUGGCAACCGGCCAGAAGCGAUUUAGUGCAUCUCUUUGCAAGCUUGUUGAGAAAUAUGCUGAAAUUUUGGCUAGUCAAGGGCUUUUAACAACAGCAAUGGAGUACUUGAAACUUUUGGGGUCGGAUGAGUUGUCACCCGAACUUGUGAUCUUAAAAGAUCGUAUUGCACUUUCUACAGAACCUGAGAAAGAAACUAAAUCUGCUGUUUUUGAUAACUCUCAUUUGACAAGUGGAUCAGCCUUUGAGUCUCCACAACAUAUAUAUCAGAAUCAAGCUGCAACAGAUAUUCAGCCAAAUGUUCAUAGUGCUUUUGAUGAAAAUUAUCAGCGUUCUUUUUCUCAAUAUGGAGGAUAUGCACCUGUUGCAUCAUAUCAACCUCAACCGCAGCCUGCCAAUAUGUUUGUCCCAUCUGAAGCUCCUCAUGUUUCCUCGACAAAUUUUGCUCCUCCACCUGGCACCACUCAGCCUGCUGUUAGACCCUUUGUUCCUUCAAAUCCUCCUGUUUUAAGAAAUGCAGAUCUAUACCAGCAGCCAACUACCUUGGGUUCUCAGUUAUAUCCUGGUGGAGCCAACCCUACUUAUCCUGUACCACCAGGGGCUGGUUCACUUGCACCUGUUCCAUCACAAAUGGGAUCAGUUCCUGGCCUCAAAAUGUCCCAAGUCGUAGCUCCCACCCCAACACCUAGGGGAUUUAUGCCGGUGACCAACACACCUGUUCAAAGACCUGGGAUGAGCCCAAUGCAACCACCCAGCCCUACACAGUCAGCACCAGUACAACCAGCUGCACCACCUGCUGCUCCCCCACCAACUGUGCAGACUGUUGAUACUUCAAAUGUACCUGCCCACCAGAAGCCUGUAAUCACAACCUUAACUAGACUUUUCAAUGAGACGUCUCAAGCACUGGGAGGCACACGUGCAAACCCAGCUAAGAAGCGUGAAAUAGAAGACAAUUCAAGGAAAAUAGGUGCCUUAUUUGCCAAACUCAACAGUGGAGACAUUUCAAAAAAUGCUUCUGAUAAGCUUAUUCAGCUCUGCCAGGCUUUGGACAAUAAUGAUUUUGGUACAGCUCUACAAAUCCAGGUUCUUCUCACUACUAGCGAGUGGGAUGAGUGCAACUUUUGGCUUGCAACCCUCAAGCGGAUGAUCAAGACAAGGCAGAGUGUAAGAUAAUCGGAAGAAGGCACAAAAUCUUCAAACAUGGAAAUCCUCAGUCUGCUUAUUUUUCUUUUGUGCGGUAAACACCCUUGGGGCACCGAUAAAUACCUUGAUGUACACAAGAAUGGCUUUUCUUGAUUGUUGCUGCAGGAUUUUGGUUCUUUUGGUCCAUUACAUGCUCCUGCUAGGUAUUGACCUGGCUGUCCGAAAGCAGUUAGUGGAAACAGUUUUUCAGGUUGAUUAUUUCUCAUUAGACAUUUUGUAGUAUUGAGAAGUAGGGUUGGGUCAUUUAGUUCAGUUUUCACCUUAAACUUUAUUUUAUCUUUUUUGGGGCCGAAAUUUCAUUAGCAAGCGAAUUGAACCUGGAUAUGCUGUUGUUACAUUGUUUGGUUUCUGCAUGGCCGUUAGUUGUACAACCCAUAUGUUUCUUUUUUGAUCAUUCUAAUAUGAAACCAGAAAGUUUUUAAUAAGAUGCUUAUGAUUUCCUUUGACAA
Theobroma cacao (cacao) is the source of this 4109-nucleotide messenger RNA. Its product is annotated as transducin family protein / WD-40 repeat family protein. Gene Ontology annotation, biological process: endoplasmic reticulum to Golgi vesicle-mediated transport; endoplasmic reticulum organization; COPII-coated vesicle cargo loading. The record is from RefSeq and is a predicted model, not a curated record. Gene Ontology annotation, molecular function: structural molecule activity; protein binding. Gene Ontology annotation, cellular component: endoplasmic reticulum exit site; COPII vesicle coat. Lineage: Eukaryota; Viridiplantae; Streptophyta; Magnoliopsida; Malvales; Malvaceae.